Phascolarctos cinereus (koala) is the source of this 1258-nucleotide messenger RNA. The record is from RefSeq and is a predicted model, not a curated record. NCBI's taxonomy places the organism in Eukaryota, Metazoa, Chordata, Mammalia, Diprotodontia, Phascolarctidae.
ACACACACACACACACACACACACACACACGCUCCCCAAAAUGCAUAACCUCGGGACGAAGAUUCAAUUGAGAUCGCAGCACCGGGUCCGCUUGUAAUUCUUGCUAUUUCUGCAUUUGUUUUGACUGCUCCCAUCAUUUAAGAUUGACGCUUGGAUGGGUGUGUAGGAGGCGGCAGCACCAGAAGCGGGGCUUACAGCUUGCACAUACACAUACACACACACACACACACACACACACACACACACACACACACACAAAAUCUGCCUUAUCUGAUGGCUAUUACUGAAAAUGGGAGGUGUAGCCUGGGCUGGGUAAUGAAGGGGAGCGGAGCGAGGGGGGCGCCAGGAGCAUGGAGCUGAAUACCAAUGAGUGUAGGAGUAUUGGAUGAGGAAGAAGUCUUGCCUGCUCGCGCUGCCAGAGCUCACUGUGGAGUAUUCCAAGCAUCCCUGAGAACCAGAGAGCAGCCAGCCGGCGCUGAAGGAUUGACAUGCAGGCUUCUUCUGGGAUCUGGGGGGCCCCGGUGUGACAUCCACAGUCCCUAGUCCAUUGCUAAUAUGUGAGAAAUGUGGAGCUAGGAGCCACCCUGCCUCUUUCUCACUCACCUUCCCUGGCGAAAAAAAACAACUAUGUUUUCCUUUUGACUUUUCUUUCUCUUGAGAAAAAUCCCAACGUUUAUCUGUCAAACUGGCGGGCUCCUAUGACAGCAACUUUCCUCACAACAUGAUGUGGCAAUGCCACCUCUCAGCCCAGGACUACCGCUACUACCCCGUGGACGGCUACUCCCUGCUUAAACGCUUCCCUCUCCACCCUCUUGCAGGACCUCGAUGCCCGGUCCAGACGGUGGGACAAUGGCUGGACAACAUUGGGCUGCCUCAGUACGAGAACCACCUGAUGGCCAACGGAUUCGACAACGUGCAGUUUAUGGGAAGCAAUGUGAUGGAGGAUCAGGAUUUGUUGGAAAUUGGUAUCCUUAAUUCUGGACACAGACAAAGAAUUCUGCAGGCAAUCCAGCUCCUUCCAAAGAUGAGGCCCAUUGGCCAUGAUGGCUACCAUCCCACCUCCGUGGCAGAGUGGCUGGACUCCAUUGAACUGGGCGACUACACCAAAUCUUUCCUCAUUAAUGGCUACACAUCCAUGGACCUGUUGAAAAAAAUCUGGGAGGUGGAGCUAAUUAAUGGAAAAGGAAGACAGCAUACAUUAACUUUUAGAGAAUAACUUGGCCAAUUUGGAUGUUUCUGUACUGAUGAAUGAGAAGAG